CUCAUAGACUCAUCUCACACACACAGACUGUGACUGACUGAUAGAUAGUAUUAUUCAGUUCGAGUUUGAGUGGGUGAGCUACCAAGAACCACCAUGGCCGCCUCAACCGCUCUCAUCUCCUCCACCCCUAGGGCUUUCGCCUCCGCCAAAUCCUCAUCUCUCGCCGCCUCUUCCAUCUCCAAGCCCCAAUCCCAAACCCUAACAUUCCCCAAAUCCUUCACCGGCCUCCGCCUCCCAUCCCCCUCCCGCUCCAUCUCCCUCUCCCGCGGCUCCCAUUCCGCCAAGUCCUUCGCCGUCAAAGCUUCCGCUGAGCUUCCGUUGGUCGGAAACGUUGCGCCGGAUUUUGAAGCUGAGGCUGUUUUUGACCAGGAAUUCAUCAAGGUCAAAUUGUCUGAAUACAUUGGGAAGAAAUAUGUGAUUCUGUUUUUCUAUCCGUUGGAUUUCACAUUUGUUUGCCCAACAGAGAUUACUGCUUUCAGUGACCGUCAUGCUGAGUUCGAGGCACUCAACACAGAAGUCUUGGGUGUUUCAGUCGACAGUGUUUUUUCGCAUCUUGCAUGGGUCCAAACAGAUAGGAAAUCAGGCGGUCUUGGUGACUUGAAGUAUCCAUUGGUCUCUGAUGUCACCAAAUCAAUUUCAAAAUCUUAUGGUGUACUGAUCCCAGACCAGGGAAUUGCAUUGAGAGGACUCUUCAUUAUUGACAAGGAAGGUGUUAUUCAACACUCCACCAUUAACAAUCUUGCCAUCGGCCGAAGUGUGGAUGAGACUAAGAGAACGCUCCAGGCCUUGCAGUUUGUGCAGGACAACCCUGAUGAGGUUUGCCCCGCUGGGUGGAAGCCUGGGGAGAAGUCCAUGAAGCCAGACCCCAAGCUCAGCAAAGAGUACUUCUCUGCAAUAUAGUGGGAGCACACUGCAUAUCUAUGUGAGAUAGGAAGGUGUAAACGAGUUUUGUAUUCAUGUAAUGUCCUUUUCUAGAGUUCUUGGUGAAUUUUGAGCAGCAGAAUGUGAAGAAUAAACCCAAUGUAUUGAACUUGCCCAGUUUUCAGCGCAUUCAAGUAGUAUACAAUUUCAAUCUUCUCACCUCCUUUUUUCUUUUAGCAUAUUUGUGUUCUAAUGAUAUGGUCCAUCUGUGGCAUACUUGUAAGCCAGCAGCACUAAGGAACCAUACAGUGUAACUAAAUCUUAUCAGAAAAUUGUAAGGUGAAGAGAAUAAAAGUAUUUGCCUUUUCUUUUCCUAUUCAGAAUUUGAAGGGAGAAAAAA
Messenger RNA from Rosa chinensis, 1261 nucleotides. Its product is annotated as 2-Cys peroxiredoxin BAS1, chloroplastic. NCBI's taxonomy places the organism in Eukaryota, Viridiplantae, Streptophyta, Magnoliopsida, Rosales, Rosaceae. Bases 94 to 900 code for a protein of 268 amino acids. Gene Ontology annotation, biological process: response to oxidative stress; hydrogen peroxide catabolic process; cell redox homeostasis. The record is from RefSeq and is a predicted model, not a curated record. The transcript has 7 exons. Gene Ontology annotation, molecular function: thioredoxin peroxidase activity.